AUGUCUGCUAAUGGUACCAAUGGAACACACUCGUCGGCCCCGGCCUUCGACACCUCCUCGACGAUUCCUCUCUGGCUAGACGGCGAGGAGGUCAAGCUCUCCUCAACCUUUGACGUUGUCUCUCCCCUCGACCAGAAGACCCUCUACAAAUGCUCCUCUGCCGACGAAGAGGACGUACAGAAAGCCAUCGCUGCUGCUGAAAAGGCCUUCAAGUCGUGGUCCAAGACCAAGCCCAACUACAGACGAGACAUCUUCCUCCGAGCUGCGGAAGAGUUCAAGAAAAGAAGAGAUGAGCUGCAGCACUACAGCUACAGUGAGACUGGCGCGGCGGCGUCCAUGUUCGCAUUCGAACAUAACCUGGCUUACGAGGCAUGCAAGAGCGUUGCGGGCUUGAUCCAGGUGGCCACUACCUCUAGCGCGCCUGUUGUGGGCGAGGAGGGAGCGAAUGCGUUGCUGAUCAAGGAGCCUCAUGGGGUUGUCCUGGGGAUCGCGCCAUGGAACGCCCCAUACGUUCUUGGUCUACGCGCAUGCCUACAGCCUCUGGCAAUGGGCAACACAGUCAUUUUGAAAGGACCCGAAGCCGCCCCAGCUACAUACUGGGCCAUUUCCUCGAUCCUGCACAACGCAGGCCUGCCGGCGGGGUGUCUGAACACGAUCUACCACCGCCCUGCUGAUGCCGCAAAGGUCACCUCGGCACUCAUCUCCUCCCCAUCCAUCAAGAAAGUCAAUUUUACGGGCAGUACCGCCGUAGGCGCCAUCAUCGCCUCCCAAGCCGGCAAGUUCCUGAAGCCCGUGGUGAUGGAACUUGGCGGCAAGGCUCCGAGCAUUGUGUGCGAAGAUGCGAACGUCCAAACCGCGGCUCUCCAAUGCGCACUGGGAGCGUUCCUCCAUGCGGGCCAAAUCUGCAUGGCCACGGAGCGUAUCCUCGUGAACCGCAAGAUUGCGGACGAAUUCCGCGAGGCGCUCAAGAAGACCGUGGAACAGGUCUUCGCCGACACGCCACAACUCGUCACCUCUGCACCGGUCGUCAAGAACAAGAAGUUACUGGAAGACGCAAUUUCAAAAGGUGCGAAUGUAGUGUUUGGUGACCCGAAACACAACGACGAAAGCCCGACGAAGAUGAAGCCGGUCAUCAUCGAGAACGUGAACGAGAAGAUGGACAUCUACCACACCGAAUCAUUUGGGCCGACCGUCUCGAUAUAUGUUGUCGAGAACGACGAGGAGGCAAUUCGGAUCGCUAAUGAUACCGAGUACGGCCUGGCAAGCGCUGUUUUCACGGAAGACCUGAGGCGAGGCUUGUCUCUGGCCCGGCAGAUUGAAAGCGGUGCGGUGCAUAUCAACGGCAUGAGUGUGCAUGAUGAGCCGGCAUUGCCGCACGGUGGUGUCAAGAAGAGUGGCUUCGGGCGCUUCAACGGCUUGCCGGGUUUGGAAGAGUGGGUGAGGACGAAGGUUGUCACAUGGAAGGACUGA
Molecule: messenger RNA, 1470 nt
Organism: Cladophialophora yegresii CBS 114405
Lineage: Eukaryota; Fungi; Ascomycota; Eurotiomycetes; Chaetothyriales; Herpotrichiellaceae
Product: NAD-dependent aldehyde dehydrogenase
Exons: 2
Coding region: 1-1470 (489 amino acids)
Molecular function (GO): succinate-semialdehyde dehydrogenase (NAD+) activity
Source: RefSeq, a predicted model, not a curated record